AUGGCCGUCUCUCCCGUCGUCACAGUCACCCAAGAGCAGAUGCGAACCCUAGCAUCACCGCUCAAGAACCUCGCCUCAGGGCCAAACUCAUCCAAUGGAACGCCGAAACCCGCCGUCGUGGCUCCAACAUCCGGAGUCACGCUCCCCCCAACCAUGGACCUCUCCGAGCAGAUGAAUGAGGAUGAGAAGCGAAAAUACGCAAAAGGCAAAAAACUCGGAGAAGGAACCUACGCCAUAGUCUUCCUCGGGCACCUCCGCUCCAAGCCCUCCACCCUCGUGGCCAUCAAAAAGAUCAAGAUCCAGAAAGAAUACACCGAGGGCAUGGCCCCCGACGCCGUCCGCGAACUCAAACACCUCCAAGAACUACACCACCCAAACAUCAUCUCCCUCCUCUCCGUCUUCUCCUCCAAGGACCAGAACCUCAACCUCGUGCUCGAGUACCUCCCCCUCGGGGACCUGGAGAUGCUCAUCCGCGACACCGACCGCGUGCGCUACGGCGCCGCCGACAUCAAAGCCUGGAUGGGCAUGCUCACCCGCGCAGUGUGGUUCUGCCACGAAAACUUCGUCCUGCACCGCGACAUCAAGCCCAACAACUUGCUCAUCGCCGCCGACGGGGAGGUCAAGCUCGCUGAUUUCGGUCUCGCGCGCAGCUUCGCAGACCCCCACCAGAACAUGACCUCCAAUGUCAUCACGCGCUGGUACCGUCCCCCGGAGCUGCUCUUCGGCGCAAAGCACUACUCCGGCGCCGUGGACGUGUGGUCCGUCGGCACCGUCUUCGCCGAACUGGUCAUGCGUGCGCCCUUCCUCCCCGGCAACAAUGAACUCGAUCAAAUUAAAAUGAUUUGCGAGGCCAUCGGCACCCCAACAGAUGAUAACUGGCCGGGCGUCACGAAAUUACCGGAAUACACCGUCCCAGGACAACAUCCCGUCCACGGCAAAGACUGGUACGAAGCACGCUUUGGAACCGUAGGAACAGACGGCGUAGAUCUCCUCAUGAAGACAUUGUCACUAGACCCGAAGAAGCGCGUCACAGCAAAGGAAAUGCUCCGCCACAAGUGGUGGCAUUCGGAGCCGAAACCUACUCGAAAGGAGGACCUGCCGCGGAAAACGAGCGGCGCAGAAGAAAAGAUUGGUGCGGAUCUAAAGAGGCGGCCUGGCGUGGUAGAUGACGAUAGGGGUGCAAAAGUGGCGAGAAAGUUGGAUUUCGGGGGUCGCUGA
Pochonia chlamydosporia 170 is the source of this 1218-nucleotide messenger RNA. Its product is annotated as serine/threonine-protein kinase. Gene Ontology annotation, biological process: protein phosphorylation; positive regulation of transcription by RNA polymerase II. The transcript is spliced from 2 exons. The record is from RefSeq and is a predicted model, not a curated record. NCBI's taxonomy places the organism in Eukaryota, Fungi, Ascomycota, Sordariomycetes, Hypocreales, Clavicipitaceae. Gene Ontology annotation, molecular function: RNA polymerase II CTD heptapeptide repeat kinase activity; cyclin-dependent protein serine/threonine kinase activity; ATP binding. Gene Ontology annotation, cellular component: transcription factor TFIIK complex; transcription factor TFIIH holo complex; cytoplasm. The coding region runs from base 1 to 1218 and encodes 405 amino acids.